ACGCUUGUCCAGCAGUUAUCCUUGAUAUAUGGGCAAAGAGUUAUAGACGCACUUCGUGAAAGUUUCAAGUACUGAGCGAAUUUGAUGGAUGACUGUGACUGGUCUGAAGACUUGUUCUUUUAAGUGACAUUAAAACGUAUGCGUUUCUCGGAACCACCGGCGAGAUUGUGGCGUAUUUUUUUGUGCGUAAUAGUCGUUUAUUUUCUCCGCUCCAUUUGUGAAAACUCUUGUUCCUCCGUGACGAGACGCUGCAUUUUGAAGGAAGGGCAUCUAACCCAGUGGAUAUGAUGACAGCGCUCAGAAUGGUUUCAUCACUGCUGGUGCUGGUGUUGAUGCAGUCCGGAGCGCUUUGCGCACGGAGGUUCCGGGGUGGCCGCAACCCACAACCGCGACGCGCACCACCUCCUCCAACUUACCGGGCCGACCGGGGCGACACCACGGAGAGCUUCCCUCUGGAUUUCACCGCCGUGGAGGAGAACAUGGAUAACUUCAUGACACAAGUCAAGAACCUCGCGCAGUCCCUGUACCCGUGCUCGGCGCAGAAGCUCGAAAACGACAUGAAGCUGAACUUUUUGGAGAAUACAUCAGUCACCUGCAACGACGGAAGUCCUGCGGGGUACUAUCUGAAAGAAUCGCGAGGCAGCAGGCGGUGGCUGAUAUUCUUAGAGGGUGGCUGGUACUGCUUCAACAAGGAGAACUGCGACAGCCGAUAUGAAACCAUGAGGAGAUUGAUGAGCUCAUCCAAGUGGGCCCAGACUAAAACAGGCACAGGGAUCCUGUCUCCACUGCCGGAGGAAAACCCUCACUGGUGGAAUGCCAACAUGGUGUUCCUCCCGUACUGCUCCAGCGACGCGUGGAGUGGCGCUACGGCCAAAACGGAGCAAAGUGGCUAUGCCUUCAUGGGCUCACUGAUUAUCCAGGAGGUGGUGAAGGAUCUGCUGAACAAAGGUCUGGACAACGCAAAGGUCCUCCUCUUAGCAGGAAGCAGUGCGGGUGGCACUGGGGUCCUGCUGAACGUAGACCGUGUGGCGGAAACACUGGAGGGACUUGGACACACUGGGAUACAAGUGCGAGGUCUGGCUGAUUCUGGCUGGUUUCUGGACAACAAACAGUACCACUGCACAGACUGUGUGGACGCUGUCAACUGUUCACCCACUGAGACCAUCAAGAGAGGCAUAAAGUACUGGGGAGGAGUGGUGCCAGAGAGGUGCCAGCAGGCACAUCAAGGAGAAGAGUGGAACUGUUUCUUUGGAUACAGAGUAUUCCCGUCAAUAAAAAGCCCUGUGUUUGUGGUCCAGUGGCUCUUUGAUGAGGCCCAGCUUACAGUGGACAACAUCCACCUAACCGGACAACCUGUGCAGGAAGGGCAGUGGCGCUACAUCCAGAAUUUGGGCAUAGAGCUGAGAAACACUCUCAAAGAUGUCCCGGCUAUGUUUGCUCCAGCAUGCCUAUCUCAUGAAGUUAUCACCAGAAACUACUGGAUUGACGUGCAGGUUAAAGGCACCUCCCUGCCUCGAGCGCUGCACUGUUGGGACCGGAGCCUCAACGACAACAGGAACAACAAAGCCCCGCCUAAAGGCUGCCCGGUGCAUUUGAUCGACAGCUGCCCGUGGCCACACUGCAACCCCACCUGCCCGACCAUCCGAGACCAGUUCACGGGACAAGAGAUGAACGUGAUUCAGUUCCUCAUGCACAUGGGCUUCGAUGUGCAGAAGAUGGCUCAGCAGCAGGGCAUGGACCCAAGCAAGCUAUUGGGCAUGCUCAGCAGCGGCAGCUAAAGGGACACACACAAACACACACACACAGACACACACUCACACACAUUCAGUAUCUUCAAGCUAUAAGUCCGAGCAGGGCUGUCUGCUCUCUCUGGCCAGUGUCCCAUGCCAAAUACCUCCAAGUACCCAUCCACCAUCACAACCCAUUCUACCUAUGGUCUGUUCCCCUCUGACCUUCUGCUUACUUUAGUCCAAACCUCAUGGUCAUAAAAAGGGGCUUACAUUUUGAGACACAACCUUUUCCAUCAACUACUGGGUACAGGGCCAACAUGCCACCAUGACAAGGCAAAACUCUCUGCUACUCUCCAUUUAAAUUAUCUUUUGCUUUGUAAAAGGAAAGAAAUCAUAACAAAUGUAAUCCAGUUUUAAGGAUGCUCAUUGAUGUUCUGUUUUUUUUUUUUAUAUUAUUUCCAUCCUUCCAUAUAGACUAUAUUAAGUCAUUGUUAAAGGUUGAGUGUGUAGGAUUUAGUGAUAUCUAGUGGUGAAGUUGCAUGUUGCAGCUGAAUAUCCCUCACCUCAGCCUCCGUAAGAGAACCCUCGGUAGCCUUCGGUUGUCAUAAAAGCUCAAAAGGUGUUUAGUUUUUCCUGACUGGGUCACAGUAAAAAACAUGGGGGCCUCCACAGAGAAGACUCACUCCCGAUGUAAAUAUAAGGUAUUUAAAAAUAAAUGGCUCAUUCUAGGAUAAAGAAAACAACGAUUUUUACAAUUAAGGUGAUUACACACGGGUGAAAAUAUCACUAAAUAUUUUAUAUUCUGCCAAUAAAUCCCUUUCACCUAAAUCUUACACACUGGACCUUUGAAGAAAGAAAAUGUCACAAUGAUGUAAGGAUGCUGUUAAUUAAAAACUAUAGAUUAUAUAAGGGUAUAAUUUUGUUCAAACUGUUUUAUAGUUGGGUUCUUGUACACAAAACAACUAAAGUCUCAUUAACAGGGACAUAUGAUGCGUUUUUAAAAGCACUGGAUCAGAAAGGAAAUUUCAUAUUUACCUCUACGAUAGAGAGAAACAACCCUAAUAACACUAAUAAUGCCUUUGAUCAACUUCUCACACUCCACAUAGAUAGGCUUCAGUCUAGGGCUGCAGUCUUUAUUGAUACUUAUAACAGUAGAUCUCACAUUACAAUUUUCAUUUAAAUUUAAAGAUUAAUUAUUGCUCAUGAGUGAUGGUUGUUGUUUUAACCUCUUCUUUAUGAGCAGAGAAUGAGAAACAUGCUAAACAGUAACAAAUUUACAAAUCUGAGGUAGUUGAAAUAAACGUUAAACCUCCUCAAUGUGCCUCCAGAAGCAAUAUAUCGAUACAUAUAUAUUGAACCGUUGUUAUAUUCCUAUUAAUGAAAAUUAUAUUGCAAUAAUUAUCAAUAUUGUUGAAAACCCUCUUGACAGUGUUUAAAUCUAGUGGCAUAAUUUCGACAGCUGUGAAAGACGCCACGGUGUCCAGUCAUAUUGUGUAACUCAUUGCGGUGCUAAAGUGGACCUAGAAACACUUUGCAGGUCUGUCAGUAGCUGUACGUACACACACCAUAGUGCCAUUACAUCUAGUCUACACCUUUCUCACAGGCUGCAUCACCACAAUACGAUGGUCCAGACCCAAUCGAAGGCGACACAUUCAUUUUAGGUCACCUCAGCAGCUCAGCUAUCCUCAGAUCAAUGCAAUGAACAUUUAAAGGGAGACAAAUACCGUGUAUUGUAUAUUUUUUGGAGUAUUUGAAUAGGUUCUUUCAAGCGUUCACUAUUGCAACUCCCUUAUUAUAUUUCAUAAUAGAGAUCACUUAUUAAUAUAAUGACAGUGUUGUAUGUAAUGAUGUCUUUAUAUAUGAUGUUUUUUUUAAAAGACCUCUAUUUCGCAUCACACCAGAGAAGGAAGGGUAUUACAAAUUGUAAUUUUAUUCUGUAACAUAUUUUUUAACAGAUAAAAAAAACUCCAGCUACAUUGGUAAUUUACAUAUUUAUUUUGUUAUGUAAAUCAUAUUUAUAAGUGCUAUUUUCACAGAGAAGUGAUUCUUUGUAAAUUGUAAAUACAUUGCUGUUUUUUUUUCUCUUUUUGUUGAUUGCAUGUCUUUGUAUCAGACCUGAAACAAACGUCACAUUAC
This is a messenger RNA of Pleuronectes platessa (European plaice), 3866 nucleotides long. RefSeq names its product notum, palmitoleoyl-protein carboxylesterase a (gene notum1a). Lineage: Eukaryota; Metazoa; Chordata; Actinopteri; Pleuronectiformes; Pleuronectidae. Gene Ontology annotation, molecular function: hydrolase activity. Bases 285 to 1778 code for a protein of 497 amino acids. The record is from RefSeq and is a predicted model, not a curated record. The transcript has 11 exons.